AAUCCCUUUCUCUUCCCGCCAUUUUCCCUUUUCCUCUCAAUCGCGAUCUGCAGAGGAAGUUAACUCGUCGGCGGCAACAAGGAAAAGAGCGCAGAAAAGAGGGGGAAAAGUUUUCUUCUGAUACUGUGUAAACAUGACGAGAGACGAAGUCGAGAACGGAGGAGAUCGCAUGGAGAUUGAUGAACGGGAAGAAAAUCAAGAGAACGGCAUGGAAAUUGACGGAUUUAAUCCAAAGUAUCUCAAAGUCUAUUACAGAAAGCUAUUUCCUUAUGGCGAUAUGUUUAAGUGGAUGUCUUAUGGAAAUGAUGGGAAGCAUCCCGGUUGUGAUAUGUCCUACUUUGGCCGAAGGGAAUUCUCUUUCACAAUAGAAAAUGACAUUUAUCUACGAUACCAGUCUUUCGAUGGUCUGUCUGAACUGGAAAAUUCCAUUAAAGAAAAAUGUCCACUCAAAAUUGAUAUCGGGGCUGUAUACAGUGUUGAUCCUGCAAAGAGAAAUGCCUAUGCACAAAGCGAUGGAAAUGUUUUCACUGCUGUGGAGCGGGAGCUGGUUUUUGAUAUUGAUAUAUCAGAUUAUGAUGAUGUUAGAUACUGCUGCAAAGGAGCUGAUGUUUGCUUAGAUUGCUGGCCUCUAAUGACAAUUGCUAUUAAAGUGAUUGAUACUGCCCUCAGAGAUGACUUUGGUUUCAAUCACAUUCUCUGGGUAUAUAGUGGCCGUCGUGGUGUGCACUGUUGGGUUUGCGAUAGAAAAGCAAGAAGGUUGACUGAUGAACAGAGGGGGGCUAUUGCUGAUUAUUUUCGAGUUUAUAAGGGGAAUGAGAACAGUAACAAAAAAGUGUCUUUACCAGGACAAGCUCUUCAUCCUUUCCUUGUGAGGUCCUAUACUGAAGUUUUGAAGGAUUUCUUUGAGGCAAAACUGCUUUCAAGUCAAAGCCUACUUUCUACUGAGGAGAAAUAUGAGAAGAUCCUAGAAAUGAUUCCUGAUUCAAAUAUUGCUUCUGAGCUACAGGGAAAGUGGCAGGAGAACAAACGAUCUUCCAUGCCUAAAGAAGACGUUGAUAUUGUUCGAUGGGAACAACUUAAACGUAUACUGCAAUCAGGGAAACAUAAGGGACAAGGACUGAGGAGAUGUGUUGAAGAGAUCAUAUUUUCUUUUACUUACCCUAGGCUUGAUAUGGAGGUUUCGAGAAAAAUGGGCCACUUGCUGAAGGCACCAUUCUGUGUACAUCCACAGACAGGUCGUGUUUGUGUGCCUAUUGACCCAAACCACUGUGAUGAAUUUGAUCCAACUACAGUACCAACCCUUUCACAGCUUUUAAAAGAACUAAACAUGGGAGGCCUGAGAGAAGAUGCUGAAAAUGAGUUGGAUAGAACCUCACUUGGAGAUUCAGUCAAGUUUUUCAGAUCAUCGUUCUUGCAGCCUCUGCUGAAAUCUUGUAAGGAGGAUAUUGAAAGUUCAUACAGUGCAAAGCUGCAGCAGUCCAAGAAUUCCCUCAGUUGGUAGUGUUUUCCAAGUUGCUUUAUCACAAGGUAUCUGAUCCUCAUGAUAUCUUGCUGUUGCCAACCAUCUCUUGUUAUGCAGUAUGGUGAAUGUCAUUGAGUAGGAACAUUUCUGUUGUCCCUCAACAUGAAAACUUUGACUCUAAAGUUAAUCUAACCGUGGUAUUCGAUUUUAUCAUUUUCAUUUUAAAUUCCUUGUCGUGAACAUGCUCAUCUUACAAUUGUUAUCCUGAAGAAAUCCGUAGUCAUUUU
Molecule: messenger RNA, 1749 nt
Organism: Rubroshorea leprosula
Lineage: Eukaryota; Viridiplantae; Streptophyta; Magnoliopsida; Malvales; Dipterocarpaceae
Source: the annotation of a GenBank genome assembly